This is a messenger RNA of Mercurialis annua (annual mercury), 901 nucleotides long. RefSeq lists its product as uncharacterized. The transcript is spliced from 2 exons. NCBI's taxonomy places the organism in Eukaryota, Viridiplantae, Streptophyta, Magnoliopsida, Malpighiales, Euphorbiaceae. The record is from RefSeq and is a predicted model, not a curated record. Bases 145 to 690 code for a protein of 181 amino acids.
AAUUAAGCAUGUACAACGGUCUAAUAGCUAAUAUAGGAAACAUGAGAAUCAAAAAGAUAUAGAGAAUAUCUUCCAAUACAUAAUCAAUCCUAGCCCACCGUUGCAUCUGAUUGAAACAAUGAAUUAAGAGAGCAACACAUACACAUGAUGUUGGACUGCUACAACCCCGCCUUCAAUAACUUCAUCCAUGGAUCAUCAUGCCAAUCCUACCUCACCUUCUGCUCUUCUCCGCCCCACUAUGACACUCCUUUCUCCAUCUCUUAUCUUUUGGGCGUCCCAGAGUCUGUCUCUCUGCUUACCAUUCCCUCCGACACUCAGCUCAUCGUCCCCGUCACCUGUUCCUGCCAUGCCCGCCGCUACUACAGCACAACACCACCUACGCUCUCAAGCUCCCUACAGAGACUUACUUCAACGUCGCCAACGAUACCUACUAGGGGCUCUCCGCUACUACCAGCUCAUUUGGAUUUUAAUUUUGUUAUAAGAAGUUCACUUUCUUGGAGCUGCAAUGGAUUCGCCACAAAUUUGUUGUCCCGCCAUUCAAAUUUGAUUAUUCUAUUCGGAACUCUAGUACUUUAUCUAAGGAUGAAGAAGCUUUUAAAUAUGAUAAAGAUCAACAGCUGCCUAAAGUUUUCAUUGAUUCACAAUUGCAAAAGCUUACUAAAGCCAAUGGGAAAAAAGCACGUUGGCUAAGAUGAGAGAAUAGUUUUUAUUGGUACAAUUUAUUAUAUAUGGAAGAUGUGAUUAUGAAGCUCAUGGCAAGUGAUAGUGUUACUUUGAGAAUGAAUCAAAUUUAUAGGAAUUGGCAGAUUGUAUAGUGUUUAGACGUAUAUUGUGUCUAGGACGGUUUCUUUUUAUUAAUUUAAAAAAUAUAAUUCUUAGUAAAACGUCCCCUCUUAUAAUA